Messenger RNA from Ceratitis capitata (Mediterranean fruit fly), 1074 nucleotides. RefSeq names its product putative gustatory receptor 22f. The transcript has 3 exons. Gene Ontology annotation, biological process: sensory perception of taste. Bases 1 to 1074 code for a protein of 357 amino acids. The record is from RefSeq and is a predicted model, not a curated record. Gene Ontology annotation, cellular component: membrane. NCBI's taxonomy places the organism in Eukaryota, Metazoa, Arthropoda, Insecta, Diptera, Tephritidae.
AUGGCACGAUUUAUCUACAACGCCACGAUGUGGUCUUCGAUAGCUUUCGGCAUAUUGCCCUUCGGCUAUAAUGGGAAACUACAAAAAAUCUCUCCAUCCAAAUAUAGUUUGGCCUACAGUGUUUGUGUGAAUGUGCUCCAGGUCGUGGUAUCUAUUCCCGCUUUGCCCACCGAAGAUUUCCUUAAUAUCAAUGUAGUGAAACGUAAUAAAUGGAUGGACUUGCUCACGAGAGUUAUCACAAUUGCGAAUAUUUAUACGCUGCUAGUUAUCGUCUAUAUAAAUUGGCGUCAUUAUAAAUCGGUAUUGAAUAUUUUCAAUGAAUUCGCUGACAUUGAAUGUCAGUAUUUUGCAAAAUACGGUCUUUUAGCGUGGAAAUGUAGUGCUUACGAAAAAUAUAUAAUUUUGAAAGGUCUGGCAACGCUAUUGCGAAAUCUCUCCUUCAUUUACUUUUUAAGCGGAUUGGCUAAAGUUGUUACUUGGAACAUUUUAUUGGUGCUGGCGCUCGCCCUUUUGCUGGGCAAUCGGCGUUUGGAAUACUUGUCUGAGCAUGAUGUUGUACACACGCACAGCCGGCAGUUAGCGAAUGAAGUGUAUGAGAUCAUCGGCAUUUAUUUGCGGUUGAUAAAAAUUUCCAAAUGUUUUGGUCGCAUUUAUGGCAAACAAUUGCUAUUCAGCUUUGCCAUCAUAGCGUGUGGGAAUAUACAGGCAUUGUACUACCUAGGCUUGCUGUGGGCCGAUCAAUUUGUGGGGUUGUCCCUUUUAGAGAUAUUCAAUGUCUUGCAUGGCGUUUCUGUGAACAUUUUUGACUUUUGGCUUACAAUUACUGUUUGUGAACAGGCUCUAGGGAUGCCAAAGGAAGUGACACAGCUGCUGAGACGUUUCACCAUUGUUGCCGAACUCGACGUGGAAUUUGAGAAAAGUUUGGAAAUUUUGUCGGUGGUCAGCAAGACUCAUAAACUGGAGAUACGUUUGUGCGGCAUAAUCGAGUUGAAUCACUUAAUGGGCCUAAAAGCUCUGCUGACAAUGACUUUGUAUUUGAUUUAUUUGGUGCAAUUUAGUUAUAAUGACUUUUGA